UGCCUCAAUAAGUGCCUCUCUUAAAGUCGCGCGCUGUCUUUUAGCGACUGUAAGCUUAGAACGAUGCAGUGUAUCUACGUCAUUUUUUUAAUCGGACAUGCCACAGGAACGUUUGACUACAGCGGAAGGGCCACGUUGGAUGAUGUUAAGACUUUUUUCAACACCGCGGAAAAGAUCCUUCUGCUCCGAAGGAGCUAUUCUCGUAAGAUUGACAACUAUGAUCCGAAAUGCAUAUACAGCAGGAAAACUACUGUGUCGGAGGACGUCAUUGCACUGAUCGAACAUUUUGAUUAUGGCGACCGGCGUAGCAAACUUCAUUGCACUGCGUACCGUGUUUAUAUGAAGAUGUCAAAGGAGGAAGGAAUGGACGUCGCGCCACUCCUGAAUGCGGCAAAAGUUGAAGUACCGUGGUGUCCUUUUACUGCGCUAGAGGCAACUUCAGGAACCAAAACUCAUACGCAAGGGUACAAGGAUGGGAGAAAUUACACUUUCCAAUACUUUGACUCCGCAGACAAAUGCGCUGUGAUAACCUUCUCAGACAAAGAAUGUGACACAAAAUGCGAAUUGCACGUUUGGGAAAGUUUCCGUUAUAAGGUAAUGACGAAUUGCAUCAGAGAAUAUGAACAGUUGUGCAGUCAUCGCACUAAUUAUACUCCUUAUGAACCUGAUAUUUGCACUUGGGAGGAUAGCCAUUAUGAAAAGACAUAUGUAUUCAUUCCUCAUAAAGGCUCUCCGAAAUGAUGCGAACAUUUGUUGUACAACUGGAAUAUUCAGCGAGCAUAGCAUCGUUUCCUUUUCUGCGAACAGUAUUUUGUAGAGCUGAAUAAAACUU
This is a messenger RNA of Dermacentor silvarum, 832 nucleotides long. RefSeq lists its product as uncharacterized. The coding region runs from base 64 to 741 and encodes 225 amino acids. The record is from RefSeq and is a predicted model, not a curated record. Lineage: Eukaryota; Metazoa; Arthropoda; Arachnida; Ixodida; Ixodidae. The transcript is spliced from 6 exons.